Molecule: messenger RNA, 1444 nt
Organism: Acaromyces ingoldii
Lineage: Eukaryota; Fungi; Basidiomycota; Exobasidiomycetes; Exobasidiales; Cryptobasidiaceae
Product: FAD-binding domain-containing protein
Exons: 4
Coding region: 5-1414 (469 amino acids)
Molecular function (GO): oxidoreductase activity; FAD binding
Source: RefSeq, a predicted model, not a curated record
CGACAUGAUUGGGACGCAGUACAGUCGAUCGCACAAGGGGUACGAGGGAGCGCGCCUGGACCGCAUCUUCAACCGACGCAGGCCGGAAAAGUACCCCAGCGACAUCAUCUUUGCCGCCUCGCCCGACGAUGUCGUGAGCGCGGUGCUGUACGCCAAGGGCAAGGGCGCACAGGUCACCAUCAGAUCGGGCGGGCACAGUUGGGCGGCCUGGUCGCUCCGGCAGGACAGCAUCCUGAUCGACCUGUCGGAACUGAAGAGGCUGGAGAUCGACGCCGAGAACAUGACAGCGACAGUGAGCCCGUCGACCACGGGCAAGAUGCUCAACGAGGCGCUCGGCCCGCUCGGGCUCAUGUUCAAUGGCGGACACUGUCCUGAUGUCGGCGUCGGCGGCUUUCUUCUGCAGGGCGGCCAGGGAUGGUGUGCGCGGACCUGGGGCUGGUCUGCGGAGCAGAUUGAGUCGAUGGAGGUGGUGACUGCUGCUGGCGAGCUGGUGACGGCAUCCAGGCGCGAGAAUGCAGACCUGUUAUGGGCAGCAAGAGGCUCGGGGCCCGGCUUCUUUGGCGUCGUCGUCAGCUUCACGCUCAAGCUGAAGAAAGUCGUCGGCAUGUACGGCUCAACGUACAUCUACGACACAGUGGCGCACUACGACGAGGUGGCCAAGUGGUACCUGGAGACGUGCCCGGGCGUGCCCUCGGACUGCGAGCUCGUCAUGCUGGGCUUUCGCAGCGAGCGUGUCAUGCCCCAUCUCAACCCGCCCCGGCCGGUGCUGGUGGUCCGGGCGCUGUGCUUCACCGAGGACGAGGCCGAGGCAAAGGAGGCGCUGACCAUCUUCGCCAAGGGUGUGCCCAGCCUCGACAAGGCGCACGUCGCCGCCUUCUGCCAGCCGUCUACGUUUACCGAGGAGUACCAGCGGCAGGCUGACGACAAUCCCAUCGGCCGCUACUUUGUCCAGAACGCGUGGCUCGACGGGCCGCUGGACAAGGUGGCCCAGUCCAUGAAGGCUGCGUUUGUCGACCUGGCCACGCCGCAGUCGUUUGCGCUGCACUUUAGCAUGGCGCCCCUGCGCGCGCUGCCCGACGACAUGUGCUUCUCGAUCCAGACCCCACACACCCUCUCCCUCUACACCAUCGCACCGCCUGACACAGACGCCUUUGAUGCCGUUUGCCAGGCAUACCAGGACAAGGUGUGGACGCACAUUGACGCCCUGCGGCCCGAGCAAGGCGGCUCUGCAGGCAUCUAUCUCGGCGACUCGGACCUGGUCAAGCGGCCGGUGCGGUUCAUGUCGGAGCAGAACUGGGCGCGAUUCUGCGAGCUGCGCACGCAGUGGGACCCCAAACGGACAUUUGCCGGGUACGACGGCGAGGCGUUGCAUGGCUCCCGCUGGAAUCGCAAUCCCUGGGAGCUUGUUGAUUAGAUCCUUUGCAAUUCAAUGUGCUUUCAUCAG